Cyphomyrmex costatus is the source of this 288-nucleotide messenger RNA. RefSeq names its product zinc finger protein 467. The record is from RefSeq and is a predicted model, not a curated record. The transcript has a single exon. Bases 1 to 249 code for a protein of 82 amino acids. Lineage: Eukaryota; Metazoa; Arthropoda; Insecta; Hymenoptera; Formicidae.
AUGUUCCCAUGUGACACUUGCAACAGACAAUACCGGAGAAUCAUCUCUCUACAGCGGCACAAGAGACUUGAAUGCGGCAAGGAGGCCAAAUUCGAAUGCAUGAUGUGCCAUGCCAAGUUCAAGCACAAGCACAGUCUGCUGAGGCAUUACAACGUUCACAUAUUCGAGGGAAUCACUCAUGAACAAGGAGAAUUUCGCUUGAUAGGCAAAACGACAGAAACUCACGAAGAAGCAACAAAGAUGAGAUAGCAGAAAUUUUCGAAUCUUUGAACAAUUUCAAAUUCAAAA